AUGAGCCGUCAACCGGAGACAUCGUCGAACUUGAAGCUGAUUUCAUUGGUAGUGUUGAUCGUCCAAACAACAGCACUCGUAUUGACACUUCGGUACAGUCAAACGCAGCCAACCGACGGUCCCAAGUAUCUUUCAUCGACAGCGGUCGUUUGUGCUGAAAUAGUAAAACUGUUUACAUGCUUCUUCGUUUUAUAUAGGAAUAAUGGUUAUCGAAUUUCUGGAAUGAUGUAUGAAUUGAAUCGAGAGAUUUUUGCGACACAUCAAACACGAAUGGACACUUUGAAAGUUGCGGUUCCAGCCAUCAUGUACGUAGUGCAGAAUAACCUCUUGUUUUUUGCUCUUAAAAAAUUAGAUGCUGCCACCUACCAGGUGACAUAUCAACUCAAAAUUCUCACCACUGCUUUCUUUUCCGUUGCUCUUCUCGGGAAAUCGUUGAAUCGCUACAAUUGGAUGGCUCUGAUCCUCUUGACUGCUGGAGUAGCUCUUGUUCAAUACCCGAGUGGAGACGCCAAACCAAAAGCAACAGAACACGAGGCUUCUGACAAUAUUUUGGGUCUUGCUGCUGUUCUUGCCGCCUGUUUUUCCAGUGGAUUCGCCGGAGUGUACUUUGAAAAAAUUCUCAAAACUUCUCACGUGUCGCUAUGGAUUCGAAAUGUCCAACUUGCAUUUUUCUCGGUAUUUGGAAGCUUUUUCGUGUGUUGGUUGUAUGAUUGGGAAGCGAUUAAUCAGGAUGGAUUCCUUCGCGGUUACAACAAAGUCAUCUGGAUUGUUGUCAUGCUUCAAGCUUAUGGUGGACUCGUAAUUGCUCUUGUUGUCAAGUAUGCUGAUAAUAUUCUCAAAGGUUUUGCUGUAUCGCUCUCGAUCAUCCUUUCAUCAUUGAUGUCAUGGCUUGUUCUAGGAGAUCUCACGAUUACCACAACAUUCACCAUUGGUGCAGCCAUCGUCAUCUUUGCCACGUUCUUAUAUGGUCAUGAACCGAAAAAGCCGGUUGUUGUUCACAGUGCCUAA
Molecule: messenger RNA, 1008 nt
Organism: Caenorhabditis bovis
Lineage: Eukaryota; Metazoa; Nematoda; Chromadorea; Rhabditida; Rhabditidae
Source: the annotation of a GenBank genome assembly